AUGAACUCAGAAAUACCAAAAGAAGAUCCUGUCAAGAAGGUGAAGUCAAUUGCCAAGAACAUGCUUGAUGGCCUUUUUGAUGACUUGUUAGAGAAGAAUAUGUUAAAUGGAGAAGAAUUACAGAGAUUGAGGGAAGGCAUGAACCUCAUCAUGAAUAGGACUGAAAACCUAGUUGAAGAUAUCACUGGGAAAACCCGAAAAGCAGGCAAAAUAUUCAUGGACUGUCUCUUCAACCCCAAGAAACAGCUGAGUUUAAACUAUGGAGAUGAAAAUGAAGAUGGUGAACAUGAGGAAAAAGAUGGGUCAGCCCAGGCAUUGGCUCUCCCUCCAACUCAAUUCCAAAAUGAAAGUGAAGACAAUGAAAUUGUGGCAAAUGCUGAUUUGGCCCAGGCAUCAUUUUUACCCUUGACAACUCCUCUGGAGACCAGUGAUAAAUUAAAGCUUUGUCCUCAUCAUUUCCAAAAAGUGAAGACAAAAAAGGCAAAUGAGAUACAUCCAGUGAUGGAGAAAGAAGGCCGGACACGCCUGGCCCUCAUCAUCUGAAACAAAGAAUAUGACCAUCUUUCUACUCCAUAAGGUGCUGAAACUGACAUUUUGGGAAUGCAAGACCUGCUGGAAAACCUUGGAUACUUAGUGAUUGUGAAAAAGAAUCUCUUCAGUCAGGAAAUGGAAACAGAGCUAAGGCAGUUUGCUGCCCGCCCAGAGCACAAGACUUCAGACAGCACGUUUCUGGUAUUUAUGUCACACGGCAUCCUGGAUGGAAUCUGUGAGAAGAAGCGCAGUUCCUGACAGGAAGAUAUUUUGAAAGACGAUACUAUCUUUCAGAUUCUCAACAACAGCAACUGCCAGCACCUGAAAGACAAACCCAAUGUCAUCAUCAUGCAGGCCUGGAGAGGUGGUAAGUCUGGAUUAGGGGACCCCAAGGAGGGAAGGUGGAGUGCUGGUGGUGCCGUGGUUGAGUUUGGCUGCCAACCAAAAUGUCAGCAGUUUGAAUCCACUAGCCGCUCCUUGGAAACUGUAUGGGGCAGUUCUACUCUGUCCUAUAGGGUUGCUAUGAGGCGGCGGUUGUGCACUUUUAUUUACUACACCACAAUCAGACUUUGCCCCAAAGAUAAUGUUUCUGGGAGAUUUGACACAAAUGGUUGUCUCUUCAUUUCCUGAUUUAUCAACUAUUUCAAGAAGUGUUCUUGUUAUUAUCAUUUGGAGGCAAUUUUUAGAAAGAAUGUGCUAUGGACUCUGGAGGAUAUGAAAGAAAGGUACUGGACUUUGGUAUCUACUUUAGGGAAUCCUUUGAGUGCAAGGAGUUGA
Molecule: messenger RNA, 1308 nt
Organism: Trichechus manatus latirostris (Florida manatee)
Lineage: Eukaryota; Metazoa; Chordata; Mammalia; Sirenia; Trichechidae
Product: caspase-12
Exons: 10
Biological process (GO): proteolysis; regulation of apoptotic process; regulation of inflammatory response
Cellular component (GO): IPAF inflammasome complex; NLRP3 inflammasome complex; AIM2 inflammasome complex
Molecular function (GO): cysteine-type endopeptidase activity
Source: RefSeq, a predicted model, not a curated record